AAAUAUCAUUCAGACGUGCGGUAUCUGCGUACCUCUGAUUGACAUUUGACACAACAAAAACAUUUCAAAAAGAUAUACAUAUUUAUACAAAAAUGAGAAAAAUUGAAACAAAAUGGGAGACCGUGACAACAACAACCUGAUACCGUUCGUGGCUGGAGUGGUCGUCGGUGCUGGCAUCCUCACCUUGCUGUAUAAAUUCUUUUUAUCUAGUAAACCAAAGAAACCAUUGAGACUCAACCAGCAAAUCAAUGCUCCAGCCAAGUGCACUUGCUUAAAGGGAGGUUCCGACCCGUGUCAACUCCACGGCGGCGGUGCAGACUAACGCGUUAAUAAGAACUUAUUUCUAUCCAAUACGAAAAAAGAAGAACGCAACGUCAAUGUCAAUUGCUCCGUCAGUGAAAUCAAACAAAGAUGGGUGUCCGCAACAAUAUCACUUAACUCUUUUUACCGUAACAUCUAAGGUCGCGCAGGUCACAAGAACAACCGCUAAACAAAUAUAAACAAGUCCUAUCAAAUUGAAAUUUAAUUAUGUGCGAUUGUUUAGAAGAAAAACAGCGGAAGGAGCGAGAACGUGCACAAAGACUUGCAGCCCGUGGGAUCCGCGGUGGACUAUACGGCCCGUCCGGUGGCGCGUACGAUGGGGUGGAAGGUGGAGCCUUCGGUGAGGAGGGACGCUUUGACGAGUAUGGCAACUGGGUUCCAGCUCGGGACCCGCCCUCGCGCUUUACUCCUGCGAAGAUCCUGCUUGGAACGGCUGGCCUACUCUUAGCUCUUCUCGCAUUGUUCUUGAAGACCGCCGACACUAGUUCUUCACCAUUUCUCCACAAACUCUGUUUUUCAUAUCUUGCUCCAAACCAGGACCCAAAUAGUGCAGCUGGCGCUGGCGCUGGAGCUGGCGCCGGCGCUGGCGGUGGCGCCGGCGCUGGCGGUGGCGCCGGCGCUGACGGCGGCGUUGAAAUUGGCCCUGACGGAAAGCGACGCUACUGCAUCAAAAAAAAUAAGAAAAAAUGGCCUAGGGAAUCUACCGACAAAGACGGACAAUAACAAAUCAAUUAAACUAUCGAAACAUUUUUAUAUUUUAAUAAAUAACUAA
Spodoptera frugiperda (fall armyworm) is the source of this 1093-nucleotide messenger RNA. RefSeq lists its product as uncharacterized. The coding region runs from base 529 to 1044 and encodes 171 amino acids. NCBI's taxonomy places the organism in Eukaryota, Metazoa, Arthropoda, Insecta, Lepidoptera, Noctuidae. The transcript has 4 exons. The record is from RefSeq and is a predicted model, not a curated record.